This is a messenger RNA of Dreissena polymorpha, 2367 nucleotides long. Its product is annotated as casein kinase I-like. NCBI's taxonomy places the organism in Eukaryota, Metazoa, Mollusca, Bivalvia, Myida, Dreissenidae. Gene Ontology annotation, molecular function: ATP binding; protein serine/threonine kinase activity. The record is from RefSeq and is a predicted model, not a curated record. Gene Ontology annotation, cellular component: nucleus; cytoplasm. Gene Ontology annotation, biological process: signal transduction; negative regulation of canonical Wnt signaling pathway; peptidyl-serine phosphorylation. Bases 134 to 1111 code for a protein of 325 amino acids. The transcript has a single exon.
UGUUAUAGCUUUGUGGGUAAUAUAUUGCGAUGCAACCACCCAAGAUGGCAACCAAGUAGAAACUGGUUUUUCAACAGGUUUCAUCGACCAUUAAAGUUUCCGCCAUCAAUUUUAGACCUUAUAACUUCACAAAAUGGACAGCGCAGCGAAAAGAGAAUCAGGAGACUUUUUGGUCGGUGGGAAGUAUCGUCUGGUGAGAAAAAUCGGAAGUGGUUCGUUUGGUGACAUUUAUCUUGGUAUCAACAUCACCAACGGCGAGGAAGUUGCUGUGAAAUUAGAAUCAACAAAGGCCAGGCAUCCGCAGCUUUUGUAUGAGAGUAAGUUGUAUAAAAUCCUCCAGGGUGGAGUGGGAAUACCUCACAUACGUUACUAUGGAAAUGAGAAAGAGUACAAUGUUCUUGUAAUGGACCUAUUAGGACCAAGUUUGGAAGACCUGUUCAACUUCUGUUCAAGAAGAUUCACAAUGAAAACGGUACUCAUGCUUGCAGACCAAAUGAUAGGUCGCAUUGAGUACGUACACAACAAAAACUUUAUUCAUAGGGAUGUGAAGCCUGACAACUUUCUCAUGGGUAUUGGUCGCCAUUGCAACAAAGUUUUUUUGAUCGACUUCGGGUUGGCGAAAAAGUACCGGGACAGUCGUACAAGACAACAUAUAGCUUACCGAGAAGACAAGAAUCUGACAGGCACAGCACGCUACGCCAGUAUCAAUGCUCAUUUGGGUAUCGAACAGAGUCGGAGGGAUGACAUGGAAUCCCUUGGAUAUGUCCUGAUGUACUUCAACAGGGGAAGUCUGCCAUGGCAAGGUCUGAAAGCCAAUACAAAGAAGCAGAAGUAUGAGAAAAUCAGUGAAAAGAAAAUGUCCACUCCAGUUGAGGUGCUCUGCAAAGGUUUUCCUGCCGAGUUUGCCAUGUACCUCAAUUAUUGUCGAGGAUUACGCUUUGAGGAGGCUCCAGAUUACAUGUACCUACGCCAGCUCUUCAGAAUUCUUUUCCGCACACUGAACUACCAAUACGACUACACAUUUGACUGGACAAUGCUGAAGCAGAAAGCAGCAGCUGUUGCUCAGUCAACCAGUAAUCCGGUCACACAAGGGACCACUGGGGCCCGUUGAAAAUUUCAUUGAACAAUUGUUGAAGCAUGAUUUGGUAAAAAUGAACAUCAGCAGAAAUUCUGUGCGAAAUUUUCAUUAACCUUUUUGUAAUAAAUGUACAAAUAUUUAUUGUAUGUCUUAUAUUGCUUUAUGUGAGUAAUGCAGUUAUUAUGUCUGUAUUUCCUGCUCAUUUACAAUAUAUGAGAGAAGAUUGUACCGAAUUUCUGUUGUGAAAGACAUAUUGUCAUAAGCACUUUGCCAGGUUACUUUGAUUAAAAAUGGUAUAUUAUAAAAAAAAUCAAUACUGGUUAUAAUGGUAAGACAGUCUUCAAAGCUCGGUUAGGUGAUCACUGAUUCACAUGCACAAGCUACAGAAAUGUCAGUAACUUUAUUUGACUUAAAAACAGGUGAUCAACUACACAAAUGUAGCCUAUAUUAAAAAAAAAAAAAGAUGAACUUGUUGAUGUUGUUAAGAAUGUUCACAUUUAAACUAGUGCUCUUGUCAUUGUAUAUUUCAUUAAAUUGCUGUCAGUACGAAAUUCUUAACACCAAAAUGUUAUAAAAUGCUUUAUUACAUGUCACUAUUUCUGAAUUAUUUUGUGAUCAGUAUCUUCAUUUUAUUAUUGUUGUGUAAAUAGUCAGAUUAUAGUGUUUUGCUAACAGAUUGGCAUUUGUAAGGAUAAGUUUGUGUUUAACUUGGUGGUUUAUAACAGUUAAUGCUGUUACUGGUUAUGAAUGUAUUAUAACUUGUAUUGAUUAACUUCUUUAUGAUAGUGUUUUUUUUUAAAUAAAUAUUUUGAAUGUUGGUUAUUAAACAGGUUUUAGCAAUAUCAUUUUCUGACACGCUUGCAAUCCACUAGUUUAAUAAUGGUAAUACUUAAUUUGUUGUAAUGUAUAAUCUGCCUCCAUGAUAAAUUAUCUGAAUAUUUUUUUUUUAUCCCUAAAUUUUCAUGGAUACUUGAGAAAAGUAUAACAUCUUAAUUUAAUUGAGAACUGAUUUAAAUGGAAUUCUAUAUCGAAUGUAUUGCAGUAUUUUUCCAUAUACCAUGGUUAUAACGUAAAUGGUAUACAUGUAAACCAUAAUAAGCAAGCAGUGUACAUCUAAACUAAUGCAGUGUCGUAGAGAAACAGAUAUUUGUAUGUAGAGAAGGUUUGAACUUGUAAACAUCAUGUUUGUGUUUGUUGAGACAUAUUUGAGACAAAUGUUUUCUGUAUAUGUUUGCAAGUGGUACAGAAUGUAAAUUAGCUGAAGCUGGAAAUAAAAGUCAAAAUGUUAA